This is a messenger RNA of Herpailurus yagouaroundi (jaguarundi), 5363 nucleotides long. RefSeq names its product glucosidase alpha, neutral C (gene GANC). The record is from RefSeq and is a predicted model, not a curated record. NCBI's taxonomy places the organism in Eukaryota, Metazoa, Chordata, Mammalia, Carnivora, Felidae. The transcript is spliced from 24 exons. Bases 944 to 3676 code for a protein of 910 amino acids. Gene Ontology annotation, biological process: carbohydrate metabolic process; N-glycan processing. Gene Ontology annotation, molecular function: carbohydrate binding; alpha-1,4-glucosidase activity.
CGCAGGCGUCGUCCCGUCGUAAUCUGGUCACCUUGGAGUGUUAGGAUGUUAAUCAAAAGCCACCUCCGCGUAGGUCUGCUUUUCUCCUCUCUCCCGCCCCUUAAAGGGGCUGGGGAUUUUAAUCAAGCACCUCGUGUAGCGUUUGGCUCUCUCCUCUCGUUCGCCCCCGCCUCUCAUACCUUCUAAGUGAGACGCGGGGUCCAGAAGUCUGGGAAAGCUGUAAGUCUGACUGCCUCCUUGGCAGGGAGUAGUGAGUUCUUGGUUUCUGGAGGUUUUUAAGCAAGGACUGGAAUUUGGCAGUGGUGUAGUAUAAGCACUUCCUAAGCUGUAUCUACUGUACUAGAUAAGCCCUUAAAAAAAAAAAAUUGUUGUAUCCCUGAAAAGCAUGAUGGUGCAGUAGAAUUUGUCUGGAGAACAUCCACCUUCAGUACAGAGCAGUCCGGCACUUUCAACUUAAAACUAAAAACGGAAAGAGUGGGCCAGUUUUCAGUAUCUGUGGAGUGAGGGUCACUGAAAUAAAUCUGCAGACGUUUGACCUGGGCCGGGCAAGCAGUCUCUGUACUACCUGGUUCUCACGCUCUAGAUUUUUAUCCUCUAGAGCUCUUUGAGUACACGCCCCCUCCGCUACAAAGACAGUUGCGGUUCCUAAUAAAAGCACUUCUUGUUGGCGCUCAUAAACAAGAAAAUUUUGUCAAAUCUCCGUAGAAACGCUAGUUUGGGCCUGGAAACCCCAGGAGUACGUGUAGUUUUGCCACUUCUUAAGGACCUGGGGAGGACUCCAUUUCCCAAGAGCUUGAUGGUGGUGAAGUGCUGGUUGUAAUUUCGAAAGACUGCCCUUCAGUGUUUUAAAAACACCGCUUGGCGUUGGCCUAAGAGCUGAGAGCCGGUCCGACGGGCUGGGAAGCCAUGGAAGCUGCUGGGAAAGAGGAAAUCAGUGUUGAAGAUGAAGCUGUGGAUAAAAACAUUUUCAAAGACUGCAGCAAGAUUGCUUUCUACAGGCAUUUGUAUACUCUGUAUCUGUAGGCGUCAGAAACAGCAGCUCUCCACAAAGUCCACCUAUCAGGCAUUACUAGACUCCGCCACAAAAGGCAAAGACAGCACCAAGUUCCAAAUCCUCAAUGAAGCAACUAAGGUUCCUCUUCUGGCUGAAGUUUAUGGUAUAGAGGGAAAUAUUUUCAGGCUUAAAAUCAAUGAAGAAACUCCCCUGAAACCCAGGUAUGAAGUUCCUGAUAUUGUCACAAGCAAGCCACGCACCGUAAGGCUGAUUUCAUCCUCAGGGGAUGCAGGUAGUCUGGUAUUGGCUGAUGGAAAAGGAGAUCUGAAGUGUCAUAUCACAGCAAACCCAUUUAAGGUAGAUUUAGUGUCUGAAGAAGAGGUUGUGAUGAGCAUAAACUCCCUGGGCCACUUGUACUUUGAGCACCUGCAAGUUCCUCUCAAGAAAAGAGCUACCAAAGAAAAUAAGGAGGACACAUCAGUUGACGCUUCUCAGGAAAACCAAGAGGAUCUAGGCUUGUGGGAGGAGAAAUUCGGAAAAUUUGUGGAUGUCAAAGUUAAUGGCCCUGCCUCCAUUGGUUUGGAUUUCUCCUUGCACGGAUUUGAGCAUCUUUAUGGGAUCCCACAACAUGCAGAAUCACACCAACUUAAAAAUACUGGUGAUGGCGAUGCUUACCGUCUUUAUAAUCUGGAUGUCUAUGGAUAUAAAAUACAUGACAAAAUGGGCAUUUAUGGUUCAGUGCCUUAUCUCCUGGCCCACAAACCAGGCAGGACUCUAGGCAUUUUUUGGCUGAAUGCCUCAGAAACGCUAGUGGAGAUCAAUACAGAGCCUGCAGUAAAGUACACACUGACCCAGAUGGGCCCCGUUGCAGCUAAACAAAAGGUCAGAUCUCGAACUGAUGUGCAUUGGAUGUCAGAGAGUGGAAUCAUUGAUGUUUUUCUGCUGACAGGACCUACACCUUCUGAUGUUUUCAAGCAGUACUCAUACCUUACAGGCACACAAGCCAUGCCCCCUCUCUUCUCUCUGGGGUACCAUCAGUGCCGCUGGAACUAUGAGGAUGAGCAGGAUGUAAAAGCAGUGGAUGCAGGAUUUGAUGAGCAUGACAUUCCUUAUGAUGUCAUGUGGCUGGACAUAGAGCAUACCGAGGGCAAAAGGUACUUCACCUGGGACAAGAAAAGAUUCCCAAAUCCCAAAAGGAUGCAAGAGCUGCUCAGAAACAAAAAACGUAAGCUUGUGGUCAUCAGUGACCCCCACAUCAAGAUUGAUCCUGACUACUCAGUGUAUGCUGAGGCCAAAGAACAGGGCUUCUUUGUGAGGAAUCACGAAGGAGGAGACUUUGAAGGGGUAUGCUGGCCUGGUCUCUCCUCUUAUCUGGAUUUCACCAAUCCCAAGGUCAGAGAGUGGUAUUCAAGUCUUUUCACUUUCUCUGCCUAUCAGGGAUCUACUGACAUCCUCUACAUAUGGAACGACAUGAAUGAGCCCUCUGUCUUUAGAGGACCAGAGCUAACCAUGCAGAAGAAUGCCAUUCAUCAUGGCAAUUGGGAGCACAGGGAACUUCACAACAUCUAUGGUUUUUAUCAGCAAAUGGCUACUGCAGAAGGACUGAUACAGCGAUCUAAAGGAAAGGAGAGACCCUUUGUUCUUACACGUUCUUUCUUUGCCGGAUCACAAAAGUAUGGUGCUGUGUGGACAGGCGACAACACGGCAGAAUGGAGCUACCUGAAAAUUUCUAUCCCUAUGUUACUCACCCUCAGCAUUACUGGGAUCCCUUUUUGUGGAGCUGACGUAGGUGGCUUCAUUGGGAAUCCAGAAGCAGAGCUGCUAGUGCGUUGGUACCAGGCCGGAGCCUACCAGCCCUUCUUCCGGGGCCACGCUACCAUGAACACCAAGCGGCGGGAGCCAUGGCUCUUUGGGGAGGAACACACCCGGCUCAUCCGAGAAGCCAUCAGACAGCGCUACACCCUCCUGCCCUAUUGGUAUUUUCUGUUCUACCGGGCACAUGUGGCUGCCGAACCCGUCAUGAGGCCUCUAUGGAUAGAGUUCCCAGAGGAAUUAAACACUUUUGGUGUGGAAGAUGAAUAUAUGCUAGGAAGUGCUUUAUUGGUUCAUCCAGUCACAGAACCAAAAGCCACCAUAGUCAGUGCGUUUCUGCCAGGAUCAAAUGAGGUCUGGUAUGACUCUAAAACGGGUACUUAUUGGGAAGGAGCAUGUACUGUGAAGAUCCCAGUAACUUUGGACUCUAUACCAGUGUUUCAACGAGGUGGAAGUAUAGUGCCCAUAAAGACAACUAUAGGAAAAUCCACAGGCUACAUGACUGAUUCCCCAUAUGGACUCCGGGUGGCUCUCAGCACUAAGGGUUCUGCCGUGGGUGAACUCUAUCUCGACGAUGGCCAUUCAUUCCAGUACCUCCACCAGAAGCAAUUCUUGCAUAGGAAGUUUUCAUUCUUUUCAGGUGUUUUGACCAACAGUUGUGCUGACAAAAGAGGUCAUCAUCCCAGCAAGUGUGUGGUGGAGCGGGUCUUCGUCCUUGGCCUCAAGAAGCAGCCAUCUUCUGUGACCACCCAUUCAUCUGACGGUAAAGAAGAGCCUGUGGUUUUUACAUAUUGUACCACAAUGUCCACCCUGAGCCUGGAGAAGCUGUCACUGAACAUCGGCGUUGACUGGGAGGUCCACAUCAAAUAACUGUGACGUGCACCCAGUGACGGGCUCAGGAAGCAGCCUGCACCUUUCAGCCUUUCCCUUGGCCUUUUCUGAUAUUUGUGCUGCGUGCUAAUUGACUUCUCUGGCUAACAAUUAGCUUUCAUUAGGCACCACUUUACUAACAAAAACAGAUUUCAGGUUUUACAUUUUUAGAGGUACUAGGAAUACUUUUUGGGUCAAACACCACCUCAUCUCCUAGAUGCAGGUAGCCCUGAGACUUUCAUAGAGUUCAUUAAUCUUCCAUUGCUUCUUGGAUUGUGGCCCUGUGGUCAGCACUGUGGCCCAAUGAGUAGCUUCUCUUUGAGCACAGCUGGAUGGUUGUGUGUGUGUGUGUGUUUAAGUAAACUCUACCCUCAAUGUGGGGCUUAAACUCACAACCCAGAAAUCAAGAGUUACAUGCUUUACGGAUUGAGCCAGCCAGGCGCCCUGGAUGGAUUUGUUAUAUAUGAAAUGUGGGCCAAACCCACUGUUUGCGGCCCAUGUGUGGAAGCUUGCCUCAGGCCAUGCAGCAGGAUCAGUCUGGCUACAGUGGUGAGCUACUCAGGGCCUGUCUCCAAGGGGACAGCAGCCUCUCAUACCCCUCGGUCAUCUCUCACCCACUUAGAUGUGGGCAAACCCACCCUUUUCUGCUUGCACUGCAUACGCUGAAGCAACAGGGAAUUACUCUCCCCUAAAGAUUGACUCUGAAGCACAAAGGAUUCUUUUCCCUGUUGUGCUUGUUGGGCUUCAAAGUUCCCAAUGAAUCUUCUUAAAAUCCUAAUGUAUCUUAAUUGUUUUUAUUAAAUACUGUUUACUGACCACAGAAGAUUUGUAACAUGAGUAAGCUACAUUUUAUGAUUAAUAAUAACAUGAACACCCAUGUCCCCACAACUGAACUUCAGAAAUAGAACACAGGGCUGGGAUGAGGGUAAGUCAGGCACAAAAACUCUUGCCUUGGGCACAAAAUUAAGGGGGUACCAAAGAAAUGCAAUAAUCAAAAUAAAUAAUAUUUUAGUGUAUUUUUCGAAAUCAAAAUUAAUGCAAAAAAUAAUCCAUGAUGAACAAAAUAUCAAAAUUUUAAAUAAAGACAGGAUCAGUACUACUAAGUUUUCUUUCUCCCUUGGUCCCCCCCGUAUGGCUUGGCAUGGGCUAAAAAGCAUUAGGGAACACCAGUUCCUCCGGCUGCUUCCUGCUCUGGAGACACCAGUGCCUCUUCACUGCCUGUUACUGCAUCUGUAGGGCAGCCUCGUGUGCUCAGCACGUUUUCACGUUUCCUCCACUGAGCGACUUGCCAACUGCCACCUCUGUGCCUUCUGUGCCCUGGGCCCCAUUAUCCACCACUUUCCCCCUUCCCAUGCAGCUCUUACCAUCCGUUGAGGCCCAACUCAAAUGCCACUUUUCCAUUAAGCCUAUCUAAAUCCUCUGUCACCCCCGCACCCCUGGACCCAUGCGCGGUUACUUUGCUCAUCUCUGAAAUGCUGUUCCACUUAUAAUGUGCGCUCUCCCAGCAUCCUCAGGGCAGUCCCUUAAUGUUUCAGCUUUGUCUGUCUUGUUCCCCUGCUAGAGUGCAUGUUCCUCGAGAGCAUAUUUGUCUUCUGUCUGCCAGAGCACCAUUAUACUUGCCUUUCAGUAACCAAUGGCUACAAUUAGUUAACUGAUGGAUUUGAUUAAAAAGUGAGAAUUUAAUGUA